Molecule: messenger RNA, 552 nt
Organism: Strongylus vulgaris
Lineage: Eukaryota; Metazoa; Nematoda; Chromadorea; Rhabditida; Strongylidae
Source: the annotation of a GenBank genome assembly
AUGUCUUUCAUUGAAUGGCCAGAAUUGGCUACUGUAACCAAAGAGCAACGUUUUGAACUAGUAGUCAAAGAUGCGAAGGGAAGAAAUCCUCCGCUAAGCGAUGAGGAACUUCAGAAGACCGUUUUCGAAAAGAAUCCUCACCUCAAUUUUAUCAGCAUCUCUGGGUCUGGUCUAUCGCAUUUAUCGAGUUCUAUAGUUGCUUGCGUUCAACUCACCAAGUUGGUGAUUAUAAGGAAUGAUUUGGUCAGCGUUCCGGAAGAGAUUGGUACAUUGACCAAAUUGACCUUUGUCGAUCUGAGCAAUAAUCAUCUGGAGAGCUUGCCAGCCUCUUUUGCGAAACUUAGUAAAAUGGAAACUUUUGUUGCAUCUGGCAACAAGUUAAGUAAUGAAGGACUGUUUGAUUUCUCGAGUAUGCACUCAUUACUGGUUGUGGAUUUAUCUUACAAUGAACUGACAUCGGUACCAAAAUCACUAACUGGCGGACAACUUGUGCGCUUACACACACUGAAUUUUGCCCACAACAAAAUCAAAGAGAUUUUCAAUAAAUGCUAG